Saccostrea echinata is the source of this 2651-nucleotide messenger RNA. RefSeq lists its product as uncharacterized. Bases 118 to 1530 code for a protein of 470 amino acids. The record is from RefSeq and is a predicted model, not a curated record. Gene Ontology annotation, molecular function: kinase activity. The transcript is spliced from 12 exons. NCBI's taxonomy places the organism in Eukaryota, Metazoa, Mollusca, Bivalvia, Ostreida, Ostreidae.
GCCGAGUACAGUUGCGGAUGAUAGCUGACAGCCACUGUUGGAUGUCGAUUGAGGUCAUGUGGACUGUCCAUGGCCCUUAUUCCUGAUUUCAAACAUUAACACCCCCUCCCGUUAACGAUGGUGUAUAAUUUGCUUGUGGAUGGUUCACAGACUACAGUGACUCUCUCUGGAGACAAAAUAACUUUUGAAUCAAGUGGCAUCGUAGACCUCAGUUACCAGUUAGAUGACAUCAUAGGAUGUGAUGAGGUAGUGAUGGGAUGGUUUUACAAGACCGAAGUAACCCGAUUGUGGGUCAUCGAACAUGGUCAUUCAAACUUGCUGCUAAAAAAGUGCAAAAUAGUUUCUGGAGACCAAAGGAAACGAUUUCAACACGAUUUGACAGAAAAAAUAACAAAUAAAACAAAACGUCCCAAAAGAGUAUUGGUGAUGAUUAACCCUAAAGGUGGCAAUGGUACAGCAAAAAAGGAUUUCAGGGAUAUCGUAGAGCCAGUUUUGAGACUUUCAGGAAUAUCUAUGGAUAUAAUUUUUACUGAGCGGUCUGGGCAUAUGACUGAUGUUGCAAAAACUUAUGAAUUUUGUAAUACUGAUGGAAUAGUUAUACUUGGAGGAGAUGGGUCGUAUCAUGAGGUGGUCAACGAAUUAAUGAGAAGGAGACAAGAGGAACAAGGCAUGGAUAUUAAUGAUCAAAAUGCAACCCUUUCGGCGUUGAACAUUCCCAUAGCCAUGAUACCAACUGGAACUGCUUGUGGAGUGACAGAAUGUAACACUGGAAACACCAAUGUUCUAACGGCUGUUCUCCAUGUUAUUAAAGGGAGGACCGUGUCAUCUCACCUGCUAGCACUCUACAACAACAGAAAACUCCUGGGAUUUGGUGGAACAGACUGUGGUUAUGGAGUCAUGACAGAUCUCUUAUACUACUCUGACACGAAGUUCCGCUGGCUUGGUCGAUCACGAUACUUCUUUGUUCCAAUAUGGAUGUUUUUAUUCAAAUCUCAGACAAAUCGAAAUUUUGAUGCCACUGUCACCUAUUAUACAUCAGUCAAUGAACAAAAUAACAAAGAAACCAGUGAGACCGAGAUAUUUGUUGAAGACAAAAGGCUGUCAGGAUAUAGUUCUUAUACCUCUGAUACAGUGACCUUCAAUCGCAUGUUGUGGAACAUAAUGACCGUGAAUGGUAACUUCAUCUUUGAUGGUAAAGUUGUGUUUGAUGUACCCAGAGCGUUUGUCCCCAAACCCACCAUGUGCUCCUCCUUUCUUUUCUAUGGCGAUGUAUCAGCUGGAGUCAUGAACAAAUUCUUCAAACACAUCGGUAACAGGACUCCCAUGGAAUUCUCGGACAAGGAGUUGGAGGUUCUGAAUGUCCUGGGGCUCACAGUGGAACUAAGGGACAGUCUUCAUAGCAAGGAUCCAGAAAUGGCGACGUUGAAGCGUCUUAUACAUCUAGAUGGGGAGAUGUAUCAACUGGAAUCUCCUUCAUUUCAGUUAUGGUACAAAUUGGACGUUGUACAAAUCUUUUCCAGUUAUCUGUGAAAUAAACAUCCAUAGAGAGCUUUUUCACAUGCAGAACAAACUAGAGGUUUUAUUGCAUUUUGUGAUUGAUUGAUAACACACUGCUCACAAUGUGAUUGAUAACACAAUGCAAACAAAUUGAAUAAGAUACCGCAUAUUAUUUAUAGCAUCGUAAAAUGCUAAAAAUAAGAAAUUGAUUCUUAUUAAUUUAUCUCUUUGCCUCAAAGUUAACCGUAUAUAUAAAACUGGGUACAAAUAUUUAGACUGGAGAGGCUAGACCAAGUUCUUUUGAUAAGCAGGAAACUUUACUCGAUUCCUUUAAAGACAAGAGACUCAAGGCCCUGAACGGUCACCUAAGAAUGCAUGUAAUACCACACUGUAAAGGAUCCAUAGAAGUAUAAGAUAUGUUGCUCAAAAGCAAAAUGAAUAGGAUGAUCGGAGAUCAACAAAAAGUUCAAGUACUCAGUAACAAAUCAUAAAGUAAUAAUAAAAUAAUCUAUUUACUUGCCUGUAUUUGCCAGUGCUAGUUCACUUCCAUUUGUCUCUCUCACCAUGCAGGCUAAUCAACACAAAUGGUUAAUCCAUCACAUCCCCCCACACUAGCCUCUCUUUUUCUUUGAAAAUUUUAACCUGGUCACACGCUUGGAAGGUCAUACGCAGCAUAACAACCAACUGUUUUGCAUUUCCAGAGGUUAUAUCUAUGUAAGUUUUGUCAAUACUCAGUGAACAUCUGCCUGUUCAUUCAUCCAGAAAAUAUCAAUUAUACAGAACUCAAAGCAUGACUUGUAAUUGUAAAACCCUAAGCCGCAGCAUGUUUGUAUAAAUGGUCUAGGUAGGACCUGGUACGUAUUCUUGGGAAUGGCCUUGCUGAAAUAAAAUUAUUGAUCAAUCAUCCAGCAAAAUGUAUCUCACGUGUGAAUACUGAAUCAUUAGUAUUAUUGUAAGCAAACUUGUUGUCAUCAUCCAUGUAAUUUUAAGGACAUAUGUAUAUUAAAUAUAUGUAGUAUGUAUUUAAUUUUAGAUUUAAUCUGCUAAAAGAUUUAACUUGACUUAAUCACAUGUGUUGUUUGCAUCAUGCGAAUUACUUCUGAACAACUGCAACCUUACCACCAGUUAUCUUUUGCAGUUAGAAUAAAAAGCUU